UUAUCAGCGCUAAGUAUAAUGCUUGGAAGGGAGUUGUGCAAAUGGAAGAGAGGAAUCAAACAAUGGAAUAAACCAAGUUUGGAGAGGGAAGGAUCGUUUGACCAAGUUGGAGGUGGCAAAAGUCAUAUUCCUAUGUUGGCAUAUUUGGAAGGCUCGUUGUUGGGCUAUACAUGAGCACAUUCUGUAUUUAUCCCUGUCUCCACGUCCCCAUUUCGAAGCUCAAGUUGACGAAUGGCGGGCCGCUUCUUUCCCACUCGAGUUAGAGCAUGGACCAGAUCUAGUUACUUCACCUCCUACGGAUGGUCGUCGUGGAAAUUUAGAACAUCAGGUGUUGUCCCUUUAAAGGCAUACUUGUUCGCUUUGAUUGAGCCAUGCGGCCUGCUCUUGGCGGCAGAAUUGGCUUUGUAGGCUUUUCUUCUUCUGGUCCAAUUCUGUUUGCAAUUGUCAAGUAUUAUCCAAGUAUGACAAACUCUUUCCUUGUGGAACUUCUAGCUCUUCAUGAUGCUAUUCGAUGGUGCCUAACUCAUGUUUUUCAUGUGGUUAAUUUUUGUGGGGACUAUUAAUCUCAUAUUCGACUGGUGGCGACACGUGAGGUGGAGCAUGCAUUGGGCGGCCCAUUUAAUCGUGAAUCACAACCUCUCAUCAGUAGCUCAACUAUUUGUCGGUUGUCGCGUCUAAUCACGCUGUGUGCUUUAAGUUACCUUUAUCACUCCUACUAUCUAGGAAUGUGUUACCCUGGUUACUUUCUUUUAAGUAACCACCGUGGCUACCAGGGGCGGAUACAUGGGCCUCUAGGGGUGUUCCGGGACACCCCUAAAAUUUGGGGAAACGAUUAUCCAACUUCCUGUAGUAAUUUCGUAUGUGUAUACAAAUAUAAUUGGUAAUCCGGGACACCCUAACAUUUGAAAAAAUGAUUAUCCUACCCUCGAUAAUAGUUUGCUUAUGAUUAACAAAAUAUAAGUGGUAGUCCGUGUUAUUCCAACCUAGGACACUACUAUUAUCAAACAUAUUCUAAUUAUGUUGCUACAGUAAAACAUCAUGCAACAGGGUUCUGAUGUUGAUUUUAUGGUUACACGGCAAGUGUUGAAAGAGUCUUUUCUACUUUGAGCUACAUUAAGAACAAGGUUAGAAAUCGAACAAGGUAAAACAUCAUUUGUUAUUCUAUUUUAAACAUCAUGCAACAGUAAAACGCUAUUUCUUUAUCCCCAACUAUUUUCAAUACCUAAUAAUUAAACUACGUACACGCUACCCUUAAUUUUGAAUUGAUUUUAUGGUUACACGGCAAGUGUUGAAAGAGUCUUUUCUACUUUGAGCUACAUUAAGAACAAGGUUAGAAAUCGAAUAUGUGAUAAGUUCGUGAAGUAUUGUCUAGUAGGAUAUGUAGAUUUUUUUUUUGAACAGUGCAGACACGGAGUUUAUUUAUAUUAUUUUUUCAAAAUAUGAAUUUUAAUUUAUUAUUUAAUAAAAAAUUUAUACAAAUUAUACAAGUAUGAUAUUUUUAAUAUACGAAUUAUUUAAUUUAUUAUAUAAUUUAAUUUAAUUUUGAAGAGGACACCCCUGUGAAAAUUUUAUGAAUCCGCCAUUGGUGGCUACCCCUUUUUUGACCAUACAGAUUAUGUGGAACCAAUCUGAGGGCCCAGCUUGCUAAAGGGUGUUUUUGGAAAGAACCCACCCAAUCACUUCUCACCAUUAUUGGGGCCCAAAAUUAGAGAAUUUUUUUCCUUUUCUCACCCUUCCACUUCUUUAUCCUUUUCCUUAUCAAUAUCGUUCCCAAAAAGGGGAAGAACACUUUCCAUUUUGUAGAAGCUUCUUCAUCGCCCCUUGCUGUCCAGGUGUCUUCCGUCGUCCAACAUUUUCCAUCUCUCUCCGGCGCCGCAGUCUCUCUCCCCGGCCACCUCAGUCAUUCUAUAUGGGCCGACGACUGGUUGUUUCUAGGUUAGUGGUUUGGAGAGGGUACCGGCGACUUUGUUUCGUUUCCAGUUCCUCCCACUCCGACGGAACACAGGGACCGACGGCGUUGUUUUUAGCUCAUCUGGCAUUCCAGUUUUGUUUCCCACCGCAUACGACGUUAAUUAUAGCUUGCUUCUGCAGGUAAUCUGGAAUGGUAUUAUUUACAUUGGUAGAGGAUUUGCUUUGGUAGCUACCUUGCAUUUUGUUUUGGUACUGUUUGCAUUAUGCUUUGGUAGUUACCUGCAUUUUCUUUGGUAGUGUGUGCCAAUGCAGUCAAAAGCGCGAUUCUACCCAGAAGCGAAAAAGGGGUAAAAUCGUAAAGCGUAGAAUUAAAGCGUAAAAGCGUAAGUUUUUAACGCAUACUGUAAAAGAACUAAAAAUAUGUUAAGUACGACAUAUACUAUGAAAAAUACGAGUGCACAAAAUUUAGAUAAGUUAAUAAAUACUUGCAAUUCAUGUUUAAAGUAGAGCAACUUAUAGCCUAUUAAUAAUAAGUUCAUAAACAUAAAUCUUAUCAAGAAGCCAUCUUCCCCUCCAUGCUAAUGAAUUUGAGAAGAGCCUAGACGGUGAAUUAGAUUACUUUAUUGAAGUUCAGAAUGCAUCAAAGUAUCUGGUAUGCAUCUUUUAAUCUUAAACGUAUCAUAUUAUCGAUGAUUUAUUUUUAAAAUAUACUUUUUACAGUUAAUUUCAUGAAAAUAAUACUCAUUCGGUGAAGUAAAAGCGUAAAAACGUAAAGCGUUUUAGUGAACUAGAAGCGUAAAAGCGUAAGUUUUUAAGUUUUAAAGCGCAAUUUAGUCUGAUUUUAUACACUAAAGUUUUUACAUAGAAACGAAAGCGCUUUGGUGACCUAGAAGCGUAAAAUCGUAAGUUUUUAAGUUUUAAAGCGCGAUUUUAACUACAUUGGUGUGUGCAUUAUGCUUUGGGUGUUACCUGCAUUUGCUUUGGUUUAUAGGAGCAUUAUGCUUUGGUAGUUAUCUGCAUUUGAUUUGGUAGUGUUUAUAUUAUGCUUUGGUAGUUAUAUGCAUUUGCUAUGGUAGUGUUUGUGUUGGGCCACAUAACUUUAAUUAUGCUCGCUUUCGACAUUCAUGUAGAUGACACUGGCAAGAUGUUCUUUAUCGAUCUAGAGAUAGAGGAGUUGAGAAGGGGGAAGGAGGGUGAGUGGAGGCGAUGUGAGGAGAGGGGCAGGGAGGUGAGACUUGAGAGGGUGAGGGGAGGCAGCACAGCGGCCGGAGGGAGGGGAGAGGCGUGGAGGGAAGUUGGGAUGGGGCGAAGGAGGGUGAGAGGAGGCCGUGGGCGACCGGCGGGAGGAGAUAGGAAACCUUCUUAUAAUUAGUUUUGAUAAUUAUAAAUUCCUAAUUAUUUACAUAAUUAAAAUGAUAGUUUGAAUCUACACAUAAAUAUAAGGGAAUGUGAAGGAAAAAAUUAUGCCACGUAAGCCACUGCUGAACAGCCCGCACAAGUCGGAUGACCUUAAUUUUCUUUUCACGUCUAGGAAUUGCGCACUAUUUAUAAUUUAAUUAAUUAAAUAAAAAUAGAAACUUUACGGGAAAAGGAAAGAGUUUCUCCACUUUCUCUAUCUUCAUUGAUGCAAAAAACGAUCAACCUCCCCUUGCAUCUCGAUCUCUCCAUCUUCAACCCAUCUCCGACCACCAUUGCGCCAAUAAAAAUCACGGCAAGAAACCUCUUUUCUUCCCUUUUGGAUCCAAAACCCUAUAUGUCCUUUUUGUUUUCACGAGGGACAAAUCCAAUUUCUCCAGUCAAGUCUUUGGCUGUCAUAAACAAGUAGAGAAUUAAGGAUCUAGGAGAGGGAAAUAGAUACUGGAAUCCACUAUGCAUGUUCUCAUAUGCCUUAAGAAUGGUGUAGGAGUUUGGAUUACUCUCGAUUUAUCUCUGCGCCCGCUCUCCGUCCGAUCAUCCUGUUCUCACCGCGUGGGUUCCAAUAUUCUUUUUGCGCUUUCGAUAUGCAGAAGCAGCGACACUAUAUUCAUGGAUCUAUAAACAAACCCAUUGAUCACUGGCGAACCUCUGGCAAUAAUUCAUUAAGCACAAUACCAGCUCACCUUUCUGAGAGGAACUCUGGGCUCUGCUUCUACCAUUAUCGCCGGCAAUCUCAAAGCUUAUCUCACCCGAUUGCUGAUUUCGUCUUUUUUCCUUUUUCUUACCUAUACUUAAACGACACGGGUCUGCUCAAAGGUGUAGUGCUUGGUUGGAUAUUCCAUUGGGCUUUGGACAUGGGCUGUACAAUUGAGUUAUGUCUAUUUAAUGAGCUCAACUGUAUUCCUUUCAUUUUUUUACUUUUUAUUUUUGGAGAGAAACUCGACAAAAUUAAGUAUUUUAUGAGAUUUUGGCUACUUAAAAUCUACAUUACUUAAUGUCAAUAUAGGGGAAAACAAAAUCAUAUUCUGCCUAUAAUUGUUUUUUGUCAUUGUCGGCACUCACCCAAUUUUUCUCAUUUUGUAUUAAUAAAAAACGACAUAUAUUGCUCAAAACUAGGAAAAGAGACAAUUAACACGGUGACAAAGAGAUUUGAGGAAAUCAGGAAAUUAAGCAUAUGUUUUGUCUAGCUUUCAAAAGUAUUUUUCGGUUUCAAAAGUUAAAGUAGGGUCAAACAUCUCUAAAAACUCUGUUUUUAAAAUGACCAAAAGUGCUUUUGUAUGACAUAAAAGCAGAAGUUUCGAUUUGGAGCUUCUGCGAAAAGCUGUUUGGAAAAUACAAGAUUAUCGUUACCUUAUUUUAAUUUUAUUCCAGAAAGAUAAUUUUCAUUCAUUUAUAUCAUUUUAAAAAUAAAAAAAUUAUAUAUUUAAUAUAAAAGAAAUCUAAUAAUAUCUAUUUUGACUAUUUUUUAUUGUUUAGAAUUUUUAUUCAUAUUUUAUAUUAUAAGUAUUUUAUAGUCAUUUUACAUAACCUCUUAUAUUAAAAAGCACUUUUAAUAGAUUUUGAACCAAACACUCUACUGUUUUUUUAGGUACUUCUCUAAAAGCUACAGCCAGAAACUACUUUUGCAAAAGAUACAGCAGGGCUAAACUAGCCCUAAAAAAAUACAAUAAAGAGUUAGUAGCAUUUUCUACCUUUCUAUUAUUGAAAAUUAACAAACCUACCUCUUUACUAAUUGUUUGCACAAACAUAAUUCUGAUGUUAAAACAUAAUGAAAAUACUAUUUCAUCUAAUUGUGGUCAUUAAAUUGGAUCAAAAUAUAUAUAUCAAAGUAUAAAAAAUAAAAAUACAAACCAGUUAUGUUUAUUUUGAAUCAAUAACAACAAAAAGAAAAGGAAUGAAAAGUAAGACAAACA
Molecule: messenger RNA, 5240 nt
Organism: Linum trigynum
Lineage: Eukaryota; Viridiplantae; Streptophyta; Magnoliopsida; Malpighiales; Linaceae
Source: the annotation of a GenBank genome assembly